Periophthalmus magnuspinnatus is the source of this 6040-nucleotide messenger RNA. RefSeq names its product dual specificity phosphatase 10 (gene dusp10). Gene Ontology annotation, molecular function: MAP kinase tyrosine/serine/threonine phosphatase activity; protein tyrosine/threonine phosphatase activity. Lineage: Eukaryota; Metazoa; Chordata; Actinopteri; Gobiiformes; Gobiidae. Gene Ontology annotation, biological process: negative regulation of JUN kinase activity; protein dephosphorylation. Gene Ontology annotation, cellular component: cytosol; cytoplasm. The coding region runs from base 262 to 1716 and encodes 484 amino acids. The record is from RefSeq and is a predicted model, not a curated record. The transcript is spliced from 4 exons.
CUCACAUCCAUGUAGCGCUGCAUUGGCUCACCACACCGCCAAUCCAUCUCCCCAGCGCCGCGGAGGCUGGCACGCUUCCCCCCGGAUCACUCCAGGAUACCAAAAACUACUAAAUAAUGCUACCUUUUACGCAGUGACUGAAUGGGGACCUCACCGUUAACGCGCGGACACCGUAAAACCGUCUUUCCCAGUCCACGGCAGGAGCAGGCUACACUCCGAGCGGCGUGUUGAGUUCUCCCGGUGUCCCCGCGCAGCCUCCCCAUGCCUCCCUCUCCUCUGGACGACAGGAUUGUGGUGGCGCUGCCCAGGCCGAGCCGACCUCAGGAGCUAACUCUGUCCCUGGACUCCAGUUACCUGGACACCUUCAGCAGCGCUGAGCACACGGUCAUCAGCACCACAGUGGUGACCAUCCGGGCCACGUAUAUGCCCUCUUCCAAGGGCUCCACGCGCUCUCUGUCGUGUGGAUGUAGCAGUGCCAGCUGCUGCUCUGUCACCACCUAUGAGCGGGACAGUCCCAGUCUGAGCCACAGCAGCCCCAACCUCUCGUACGCUGGGACCCCCAGCCCUCAGCUGCCCCCACUCCGGAGCCAUGAGGCCCGCAGUGUGCCCAGCCUGGCCUCAGGGCUGGCCCCCAGCACUCCCAAGGCCCUGCCCAGGGCUCUGCCCACAGCCCUGCCCAAGCUGCUGCCCUCUGUACGCCUCAUGCACCCCAACGAACUGGCAAAGAGGCUGAGCUGCUGCCCCCUGGGACAUCCUGUGGGGCCCGUCCCGGUCAUCAUCGACUGCAGGCCCUUCACGGAGUACAACAAGAGCCACAUCCGCGGAGCUGUGCACAUCAACUGCUCCGACAAGAUGAGCCGACGCAGACUGCAGCAGGGUAAGAUCACUGUGUUGGACCUGCUGUCCUGCAGAGAGGCCCAGGACUCCUUCAAAGGCCUGUUCUCCAAAGACAUCGUGGUGUAUGAUGACAGCACCAUGGACCCUCACCGCCUCAGCCCCGCCCAGCCCCUGCAUGUGGUGCUCGAGUCUCUGCGCAGGGAGGGCAAGGACCCCAUGGUUCUCAAAGGAGGCCUGAGCUGUUUCCGCAUGAGCCAUGAGGACUUGUGUGAGCACUCCCUGCACCUAGACGAUGGCCUGGACCCAUGCGCCUCCUCUUCGGGCCUGACAGGGGCGCUACCUCACUCCCUGCCCCUGGCCCUGCCCUCAACGCCAGAGAUCGAGAAUGCCGAGCUCACCCCGAUCCUGCCCUCCCUGUACCUGGGCAACGAGCAGGAUGCCCAGGACCUGCGGCUGCUCCAGAGGCUAAACGUGGGCUACAUCCUGAACGUGACCACACACCUGCCCCUGUACCAUUAUGACACUGGGCUGUUCGUCUACAAGCGCCUGCCGGCCACCGACAGCAACAAGCAGAACCUGCGCCAGUACUUCGAGGAGGCCUUCGAGUUCAUAGAAGAAGCCCAGCAGGCAGGCAUGGGCCUGCUGAUCCACUGCCAGGCGGGCGUGUCGCGGUCGGCCACCAUCGUCAUUGCCUACCUGAUGAAGCACACCUGGAUGACCAUGACGGACGCCUACAAGUACGUCAAGACGCGCCGGCCCAUCAUCUCGCCCAACCUCAACUUCAUGGGCCAACUGCUGGAGUUCGAAGAGGACCUCAACAAUGGCAUCACACCGCGGAUCCUAGCGCCAAAGCUAAUGGGCGUUGAGACGAUUGUUUAAAAAUGAGGUUGCGUUCAUGUGGUAGAAGUUUGAAAAUGUUAGAUGGAGGGCAAAAGUCAGAAUUAGUGUGUGGGUGUGUUUUGAAAUAAAUAUCCCAAACAAAAAUCAACUGUAGCGUAAUAUUUUUCCACGGCCUACAAUCACAUCUGUGCACUUUUGGGUGCUGUAGGGCAAUGCAUUUAAAGUUGUAUAAUGUAACUUUUCUGAUGAAGGAUCCACCACAUGCUUAUUUCCGUGAAGAUAUUAUUCCCUUGCCAGAAGUGUUCCACAGUUUUUUAGUUAAACUUCUCUAUCUCCAUGGAGAUCAGGCCAGAUCUGUGGAGAGGUGACCCUGCUCACAAUGUGGUGUGCAUGUUUUUUCAAGGUGUUUUUAAACAAUGGAAACACUACAUGAAUAAAUGCAACAUUUAGUGCCAUACUGUGAAACAUUGCAGGUCAGUCAAUAAUGUUACAUCCAUGGAGACAAGUAGAUGACGGACCCCCAGCAGAAAAAUUACAUAGUGCACCUUUAAGUUGGAAAAAUACAUUUAAAUUAGUUGUUUUUUGUUUCAUGUACAGUAGCCCUAAAAAAUAAAGAGUUUUUAACCAUAAACCAUUAACAUUUUGAUCAGAAUUCUUAGCUUCAAAAAUUAGGUCCUUAGAAUGUUACAAGAUCACGUGAACGCAACCUACUAAGUUUAAAAUGCCCAAAACAAAAAAUAGUCACUUUCAAGACUUUGCAGAUAACCCAAAGGAGGACGAAGUGGCUCAAGAAAAUGGAGGAAAAAAACAUUUGCCAAAAGAUUUCCAAUUUCAAAGGGCAAUUACACUGACACAAAAAACUCUGGACUCUGGAGAGUCAGACUAGGGGCGGCCACGGCAGUGCCUGUCUAAAAAACAAAAAAUAUAUACGAGUACUUAAUAUUUGACGUGUGUAUGUUGCUCUAUUUUUAUACAGGGGUCUAUGGGGUUGACCAGCCCGAAUUGUGGCUUUUACUGUGCAAUAAUUUUAAAAGAGUGGAAUGCAACAUUUAUCUGUAUAUAUUGGUAACAUUUACAGAACAUGGCCGGCGCUUUGCUGGUGACAUGUAUGGUUGUUGGAGUUGUUUUGGGGCUAAUGGGUGAGGUAAAGGCUGCCUUCAUAACUUGCAUUUAAAUCUGUUUUCAUGAUUUUGUUUAAUUCUAAAAGCGGAUUUUGAAUCAUCAACUUUCUGGUUAGCCACUGCUCUUAUCUGGCUGCACGUAGCAUUAAAGUUUGGGUUAAAUACAAAACACAGAAGACGAUUUUCCCUCCACUGACAAUAAUAGACAAUACAUUUCCUUUACUUUCUGGAUUAAUUUGAAUAAAAAUGCUAAAAUAUUUAAUUACUAGGUUUAAAUGCAAGCUUGAAGGCGUCUCACUGUUUUAUUCAUAUUGGAAAACACUCUCUCUAGCAGCUUAUGUUUUGUCGGCCAUUUUGAUUUCUAUCAGGUUUGAUUCACAAAAUUUAGGCAACACUAUCGUUCUUACAGAUAUUAUAAACAUAUUUUAGCAAUAGCCCAUAUACAGUGAAUAUAUAACCAGAGAGCCAUACAAGCUUUCAUAUGCAUGGCUAUUAGCAAAAGUUGGCUACAUAUUUUGAAUUUGAAUUAUAAAUAUUUUGAACAGGGCUAUCAACUCUUUAUUCAUUUGUUUUCAUGGAGUAUAAAAAUAUUUAAUUUUGGCCAAUUCAUUUGAUACUUCCUCACAAAAACAUGCAAAAAGACAAAUUGCAACGCUAUCUAUUUAUUAGCUCAAUGCCUUUAGUAUGCUAAUGCUAAGUAAUUUCUAAUGGGCGUAAUGCUAUGUAAUUUCUACCAAACAAUUAUCUUAUAGGAGUAGCUUAAACUUUGGACAAAAAGUUAACCACGGUAGUCAAGUAAAACUGUCAUAUUUUUUACAUUGUCAACAAAAUUUCCCCAAGUUUUUUUUCCCAACUGGUCAUUAUUAUUAUUAUAUUGUAUUUUUCUUGUAUUUGGUGCUGCCACAUGCUGUUAGUGCCUCUAUCCAGCUCUCUGAAUUCUAUGGCACUAUUGAGUCAUUCUACAGAUAGCGACCGUGACUAACCCUGAGUAGAAUGCAGAAAUUAAAGAGCAUUUAAUGUAGCCGCGCGGUUAGUAAGUGAUUUGCUGAGCUAGCAUGGGAAGCUGCCAGAAAGCCCGGAGGUACAGUGUCCAUUAUGUAACGCUGGUCCCGUGGUGCGUUUGAAGCUAGACCGAGAAUUACAAAUCAACUUAGUUAUAGUCCAGAAGAUAUGCACUAAUGUUUUGACAUGCCAUUAAAAUGUAACACAGGUCCAAGAAGUAAGUGGUAAAAUAAUAAAGGCUUUAUCUUAAGCUAAAUCAUAGUUUUUAAGAUUGACCACAAGAUUUUGUUUAAUUUUGAGUAAUCCUGGUCUCCUUCUGAAAGAUAGAAGUUAAACAGUGUCUAUGUAAGCGAUUGACUCAAAAUCAAAAUUCAAAACAUGAUUUGUUCUCCCUUCACUACAAAACACCGUUGACAAUAGCCUUGCUGCUAAUUUGUAGUUUCAAAAGGCUUCACUCCUAACUGUUACCAGCAGAGGGCAUCAGCCAUCUAAUGCUGGUGCUGAUUAACAAUAUACUUCAUAUAUAUGUAUUCAGUACAUUUUAAUUUACAAAAUAGUGAUAUAGGCUACUAAUUUAAAGGCGCUGUGCCCAAUUUUAUUUUUAUUUUUUCAUUUAAUUAAGUAAAAUGCGUCUUGCCCCAGUACAGAUAUACUGUAAAAGCAGCUCUUCAAAAUAAGACGGCUGUGUACUGUCUCCAUCUAAUUACAAAGUGUUUUUAUUGGCUGGUUCAUUGUUAGCAUGCUAGUUGUUGUUAACAUUACCACAACGGCAAAACUCCACUCUCGCCUCUGAAAGUUGUGAAAAGCAGUGAAUAAUUAGGAUGCUAGGAAGGCGUUAGUAAAGUGAGGAAUAAGUUUGGCCCGAUGCAAACUAUUUAAAAUGUUUUCACAUAUUUUUUUGGUUUAAAAAUCAAAUACAGAACCUUUAAUGCCUCCCAGAAAUGCAAAACAUGGGAGCUUUAAACACAGGCUGACCCUAAAAUGUGUACUUUAUUUAAAUCCAUUCAGUGCAAAUCCUCGCUAUGCAAUUACAAUAUAGCAGGCUCUUUUCUUGAUACCAUGUGACUGUUUUGUUAUAGAAGAAUGACUUUGCAGUUUGCUCUUUGAAUUUUAAAGUGCUAAUGUUUAGUGUUUAGUUCUUGCUGUUUAUCUUGCUGUCUCACCUGGUGCUCCACAAUAUUCAUGCACAUUUGUAGCUUGUGAUUAAUAUUCGUUCGGUGACAAAGACAGAAAAGAAGCUAUGUUUUAAAAGAAGAUAUUGUGUGUGGUCAGUGGGUUUCUAUGUAAAGGUCUAACCAUGUUGUCUUGUAUAGGGCUGGAAGCAAGUUUUGUGUGCUUUUGGCCUAUGAGGGUCACUGGCUAUGGCCGGCUGACUGCUUGGGCUAUUACUGCUGUGAAAUAUUUGGGGAUUUGUGUUUAGACUUUGAGCAAAAAACAUGACAAAUGUUUUCAGAGAUCAUAAAAAAGCUGAUGCAUAUUCAGCUGUAAAAGUUUUGCUCUAACUUUUGACUUACAGGCUCUUUUACCACCAACAGAAACAAUGCCAAAUGAACCGUGGACAGAAAUAAAAUGAUCUAUGUUAAAUUCAAACUGUCAAAGCUAUAAGAAAAGAUAUAGGAAGAGAUAAAAUACAAUAUUGCCCUUAAUAAAUCAAUGCGGUAAACUAAAAUAAAAUAAAAUCGAAUUAUUGUAAUGCAUUAGCUAUUGGGUACAAACACACCAAGGACUAGGAAUAAAACCAGAGAUUUGCCAUUUGGAUUGGUUGGUUUAUAGCCUGUAAGUGUUAACUUUGGGCUAUAACUUAACAAUAGCUAAAAUCAGUAUGCAGAACUUGUUUUGUGCUCAUCAUUAUUAGCUUAUCGAUAUUAGUUUACUUUUUUAUCAUGCUAAACAUGCACAAUUCUCAUAAUGGGUUUCUGCAGUAACAGCCCACAGUGCCGAGGUGAAAGUAACACAGUAAGCAUAUAUUCUAUUUUCUUUGUAUGCAUAUAAUAUUGUUGACUAUUUUUGCACUGACUAUAUGGACAAAAGGAUUUAUUUUUUCCACAAAAGGUGCUAUUAUAUCGGAGGCCUUCUCCCACACCUUUUUGCAUGAACGCUGAAAAGAGAACCCUCAAAAGGACUGGGGUCUCUCUCCUACAACUACUUCUACUUCUACUCCUCCAAAUGUUGCCAAAACGAAGCACUGUACUUUUGUAACUUCAACUUGUGAGCUUUGAAAUAAACAAGCUUCAAGUUUG